AUGACCGUUUGCUUAGCAGUAUCUGCAAAUGGUGGCUUGGUGUUUCACACGAUCUUUCUAGGAGGAAUGAAUCGUGAACGCUUUGCUGAUUUUCUUACACAGCAACGCCUCAAUCUGGAUCCUGACGAGGACGUUAUCUUCAUAUAUGACGGCGCACCAGCACAAAACAACCCACCUGUCCCUGCUCCCAAUACCGAGUUACGAAAACUACCUCGAUAUUGCCCAUUCUUAAACAUUGUGGAGCAAGCAAUAAGCUCCCUUAAAGCAGCAAUAAAAACUGACAUUUCCCGACCUGAAAUUCAGCGUUUGAUGGGUGAUAGAAACGUGCAAGAAAUCAACGACUACAGUUGGGAGCGUUUCGAACCCAUCUUCUCCUGGAUGCCCUACAGCGAAAUAUCGGAACAAUAA
This is a messenger RNA of Paramuricea clavata, 408 nucleotides long. The record is from the annotation of a GenBank genome assembly. NCBI's taxonomy places the organism in Eukaryota, Metazoa, Cnidaria, Anthozoa, Malacalcyonacea, Plexauridae.